Molecule: messenger RNA, 2100 nt
Organism: Volvox carteri f. nagariensis
Lineage: Eukaryota; Viridiplantae; Chlorophyta; Chlorophyceae; Chlamydomonadales; Volvocaceae
Exons: 16
Biological process (GO): telomeric loop disassembly; negative regulation of t-circle formation; negative regulation of DNA recombination
Cellular component (GO): nucleus
Molecular function (GO): DNA polymerase binding; hydrolase activity, acting on acid anhydrides, in phosphorus-containing anhydrides; DNA binding
Source: RefSeq, a predicted model, not a curated record
CAGAUUGCCGGCAUACCUGUAGAAUUCCCUUUUGAGCCGUACGCAUGCCAGCGCAACUACAUGGAGUCCGUUAUCAAGGCGCUACAAGAGGGCCGGAAUGCGCUGUUGGAGAGCCCCACAGGCACGGGAAAGACGCUAUGUCUGCUGUGUUCCACCUUGGCGUGGAGGGAGUCACUGAAGGUGGGCCGGACUAGCUGGAUGAGUGGCGGGGCUGGUAAGCCGGAGCUACCCAUCAUCAUUUACUCCAGCCGCACGCAUAGUCAACUGGCGCAAGUGAUGAAGGAGCUGCGGAACUCAAGCUAUAAGGACCGCGUUCGCUCCACGGUCUUGUCGUCCCGCCAGCAGACGUGUCUGCACCCCACUGCCAACAAGCUCAGCGGGGGGGCGGCUAACCAGGCGUGCAAGGCGCUGACAUCAGCCAGGAAAUGCAGCUGGCACAACCAGCUCAAGUUCGGCAAGUACCGCAACGCCGCCGCCUCCCUGGUCAGCUCCGUGCCCGACAUCGAGGAGCUGGUGACCGUGGGGAAAACACACGGGGUGUGUCCCUUCUUCCUGGGGAGGGACGCAGGCAAGGAGGCCGAUAUUGUGUUUUUGCCGUACAACUACCUCUUGGACCCGGCCACUCGCCGUACCAUGGCGGACAGCAUCAACUGGAAUAAUGCAGUGGUCAUCUUUGACGAGGCGCACAACGUGGAGAGUGUGAGCAGUGACGCGUGUUCCUUCGACAUCACCGCCAAACAGCUGACCGAUGCCAUGUUGGAGGCCAAGAGGUGGGCAGGAGGGGAGACAGCAGGGCGAAGGCAGGAGGGAAGGGAAGGCACGGAGCUAAACCCGCCUAUGUACGACGGCUUCAUGCACUCGUUCACGGUCGCCGCAUGGUGCCCGUUUCUUGUGUGUAUCGGCGGGCUGACCCGUCCCGGCUCCUUCCUGUUUGAGUUUCUUGGCCAGCUAGGUAUCACGGCACACAGCCUGUCGGCCCUCAACGGCGCCAUCGAUGCGGCUGCGGACACCCUGGCCGCGGCGGAUUCGUGCCUCAACUUGGCCUUCUCCACCCUGGAGCCCCUCACGGACAGGCCGGGAGCGCCCCCCGCACACAAGGGCUUCAGAGUGCAUGUGCACAUGCAGAAGUCAUGGGGGGCGGACAAGCUGCCCGCACCCACGCUGUCGUACUGGUGCUUCAUACCCGGAAUGGCCUUCAGGCGCCUGGCGGCUCUCCGCCUUCGUUCCUUCCUGCUGACCAGCGGCACUCUGAGCCCCAUGGACAGCUUCGCCGGGGAGCUGCAGAUCCCCUUCCAAGUGAGGCUGGAGAACCCGCACGUCAUUGAGCCCAGCCAGGUGUGGGUGGGUGUGCUGCCCACCGGCCCCAGCGGUGCCCCCCUGAACUCCACAUACGCCUCCCGCGACUCGGCCACUUACAAGGACGAGUUGGGCAAUGCGCUGGUCAAUGUGGCCCGACUGGUGCCGGACGGCCUGUUGGUGUUCUUCGCCUCGUAUGCCGCCAUGGACAGCGCCAUAAACCACUGGAAGCAAAACGGAGGUGCUGGCGGCGUGGGCAGUACCUGGGAGCGCAUCGUACGGCAUAAGGCCCCUGUGGUGGAGCCCCGGGAGUCCUCCGCCUUUGGAGCCGCCAUUGAGGAGUUCCGGUCAAAACUGGACGACCCAGCCACCCAGGGUGCCGUAUUCUUUGCGGUGUGCAGAGGCAAGGUCAGUGAGGGUCUGGACUUCAGUGACCGGGCCGGUCGCGCGGUGGUCAUCACCGGCAUACCGUACGCCGUGAAGAACGACCCUAAGGUCCGUCUCAAGCGCGACGUGUUGGACGAGGAGGCCCGGGCCCUGUCCAGCGGUUCCAGUGCUCUGGCGGGGGAGGGGGUGGAGCCGCUGACCGGGGAGGCCUGGUACACGAACACGGCUAUGCGCGCAGUGAACCAGGCCAUGGGCCGAGUCAUCCGCCACCGCUACGACUACGGGGCCAUACUGCUGGCGGAUGACCGCUUCAGGAACCCAAACACACAGCGCAACAUGAGCCGAUGGGUACGGGAACACGUGGUGGUGUACGACCGCUUUGGUACGGCAUCCGCCUCGCUCACAAAGUUUUUCAAG